AUGAGAGAGAAGAUAGAAGAAGGAGCAGAAAAAUAUGAUAAAGUGAUGAUAGUGGGGGAUUUUAAUGCGAGAAUAGGAGAAGAGAUCGGGAUAAGAGAGGAAGAAGGAGCAAACAGAAAAAAGAGAAAGUCCAAAGACAAAGUAGUGAACAGUGAAGGAAGAAAGCUGCUAAAAAUAUGCGAUGAGUUAGGACUAAAAAUAUGGAAUGGAAGGGCAAAAAAUGAUAAAGAAGGAGAAAUAACAUACGUAGGUGGAACGGAGGAAUGCUUGGGGUCGGUAAUUGACCUGGUCAUUACAGUGGACAGAGGAAACGAAGGAGAAAUUGAUAUGAAAAUAGUUGAAAGAAUAGAAUCAGAUCACUUAAUUGUAGCGAUAAGGCAGUGUAAAGAAGACCAGGAAAACGAAGAUAGGGAGGAAGAAAAGCAAACAGAGGAAGAAGGAACGAAGAUAGAAGAAAAAAAAAAUUCAUAUGGAAAAAAGAAAAAAAACAAGAAUACUUAG
This is a messenger RNA of Cotesia congregata, 501 nucleotides long. NCBI's taxonomy places the organism in Eukaryota, Metazoa, Arthropoda, Insecta, Hymenoptera, Braconidae. The record is from the annotation of a GenBank genome assembly.